UUACUUUGCCUUCGUGGGAGUGUUGUACUACAUUACGCAAACCACUGAAAGACGAGUCGAAAGCAAAGUUCAGGAUUUCAACUCGGUUGCAGUUGACAACAUUCGAGGAUAUCCGUGCGGAUUCCCAACUUUUUUCCCACCCUUGGUUGCGGCGUACUUUUACUUUCCUUGUAUGAAGCGACUCUUUAGUGUGACUCGACUGGCCAGAAAAUAAUCCAUAUCUAGUCAAAGUAUUCAACUGUCACAAAGCGGGACCCGUUCGCUAUAAAUAGCCGGGAUAAGCAGUGGAGGAGACUUCCUUUUGAAAACGUCGCUGGGCACUUUUUUAGUUGUCUUUUUUUGUUUUUUUGGGGGGGGGGGGGGUGGUCAUUGGGAUUCUAUCGCACCACCAUGUCCACCUCCUAUAAGAAGGAAGUAGUGAACUACAGGGACGUGGAUGAGGAUGAACUACUGAAGAAACUCUCAGAGGAAGAGCUACAGAGGCUGGAGGAUGAGCUGGAGGAGUUAGAUCCUGACAAUGCCCUGUUGCCGGCCGGGAUGAGGCAGAAGGAUCAGACCAAGAAGGCGCCGACCGGAACCUUCCAGAGAGAGAACCUGGUAGCCCACCUGGAGAAGCAAGCCAAGGAACACCCUGACAAGGAGGACCUGGUUCCGUUCACUGGAGAGAAGAGAGGUAAAGUCUUUAUACCUAAGGAUAUGGUGGACCCCAUCAUGGAGAACGUAUCUCUGGAGCCAGAGCUGGAGGAGGCACUGGCCAACGCCAGCGACGCUGAGAUCUGCGACAUUGCCGCCAUUCUGGGAAUGCACACUCUGAUGAGUAACCAGCAGUACUACGAGGCUUUGGCCAGCAGCAAUAUAGUCAACAAACAAGGCCUUAACAGUGUUAUCCAGUGUACUCAGUAUAAGCCUGUGCCUGAUGAGCAGCCCAACUCUACUGACGUGGAGGAGACGCUGUUGAGGAUGCAGAGGAAUGACCCUGACCUGCUGGAGGUCAACCUCAACAACAUCAAGAACAUUCCAGUGAAGACACUGAAGGCUUUUGCAGAAUCCCUGAUCGAGAAUACUGUAGUGGAACGCUUCAGCAUGGUGGGAACCAGGAGUAAUAAUCCCGUAGCCUUUGCCCUGGCAGAGAUGCUGAAGGUGAACACCACACUGAAGAGUCUAAACAUAGAAUCCAACUUCAUCACAGGGACGGGUAUCCUGGCUCUCAUUGCCUCACUGCAGUCCAACACAACCCUGCAGGAACUCAAGAUCGACAACCAGAGCCAGCCGCUAGGUAACAAGGUGGAGAUGGAGAUAGCCAGCAUGCUGGAGAAGAACACCACGUUGUUAAAGUUUGGCUACCACUUUACCCAGCAGGGCCCCAGGCUGAGGGGCUCCAACGCCAUGAUGAACAACAAUGACCUGGCUCGGGUAAUCCGAUCUGAUCAUCACUCGGACAAUUCCUUUACCCUCACUCUGUCCGUGCCGGAACUGGAGAGGGCAUUUGGUAAAAAAGUUCAAGCCGAAACUCGCCAAACCCAAGACCAAGAAAUAAGAAAGAGAAGGCUUGAAGGAGGUCCCAUCUUCCCCAAGUGUCGGACAAGUGUGUAGCGCCGUGCCAGGCGGCAGCACUGCCCGGGCCCGCCCAGCCCCGUAUUCAGCCAGACGCACUCCAACAGAUAUCCCAUCAACCCCUGCUUCCGAAACCCUAACCUCGACCCCUCCGCGAUGACAGAAAUCUUUCCAAUUCGAAUGUCAGGGGCUUUGGCAAAUCUUGUUCCUACUGUGGAAUGGAGUUGAUCUACUAUUGUAAAAAAAAAUGUUUUUCCCUUCACAGAUUUCUACUGAUAUCGGUUUAGAUAUCUUCAGUAAUAAUAAUAAUAUCUGGUAAUUGUGACAUAGAGAAGCAGCCCACGUACAGAAAAUAUUUAUUUUGUUGUUAUUUUGUUUACUGGAGAUGAACUUGUUGUGGUUGAAGAUGAAAUGGUGUUACACCCAUAAUGUAUAUUGUACCACAUGCCAAGGGCAGCAGAUAGCCUAACGGUUAAGAGUGAAAGGUCGCCGGUUCAAAUCCCCGAGCCGACUAGGUGGAAAAAAAUCUGACGGAUGUGCCCUUGAGCAAGGCAUUUAAUCCUAAUUGCUCCUGUAAGUCGCUCUGGAUAAGAGCGUCUGUGAAAUGACUCAAAUGUAAAUAACUUAACUUGCUUAUGAUGGUAAUACCACAUUACGGAUUUCAGCAUUUCGCAACCACGUGACUUAAUGUUUUAAGACAAGUUGUUAGUCUGCACUUUGUGCUGUCUGUAAGCAAAGGCACAUAACGGUACAUGGAAGUUAUGUUCAGAGGAAUUGUUAAAGAUUAAAAACAUUUGGGGUGUAAGUUGUUUGUUUGUCAAAGUUGAACCCAUAGAGACAACCACUAAAAGCUGGUCCUAGAUCAGUUUGUCCGCUAUGGUGUAAAUUCUGUAGUAUUACUGAUCUCUAGUCAGUUUAAGUCUUCUCGGUCAAACCUUACACAGAGAGAGGUUGCUACUAAGCGUUGGUUCUAGAUCAGUUUCGUGACGAAGUCGAUAUCUACUUAAGACUGACCAGGUGAAAACUAUGAUCCUUUGUUGAUGUCACUUGUUAAAUCCACUUCAAAUCAGUGUAGAUGAAGGGGAGGAGACCGGUUAAAGAAGGAUUUUGAAGUCUUGAGACAAUUGAGACAUGGAUUGUGUAUGUGUCAUUCAGAGGGUGAAUGGGCAAGACAACAGAUUUAAGUGCCUUUGAACUGGGUAUGGUAGUAGGUGCCAGGUGCACUGGGUUGAGUGUGUCAAGAACUGCAACGCUGCUGUUAUUUUCACGCUCAACAGUCCCUUGUGUAUCAGGAAUGGUCCACCACCCAAAGGACUUCAAACCAACUUGACACAACUGUGGGAAGCAUUGGAGUCAACAUGGGCCAGCGUCCCUGUGGAACACUUUCGACACCUUGUAGAGUCCGUGCCCCGACGAAUUGAGACUGUUCUGAGGGCGAAAGGAGGGGUCAAACUCAUAAGGUGUUCCUAAUGUUUUGUACACUCAGUGAAUACAUGUUUUGUUCACCUGUGUGUUGGUCACUGACGGACAAACCGAUAUAGGACCAGCUCUUAGUGGCCGUCUCUGAAGCUGAUUUGGAAUGAUGACAUGUCAUCAUGGCAAGUUAUGAUUGAUUAUGUAAAUGAUUACUUUAGUUACACAGUAAAGGGAGUUGCAGCAUCCCCCCCACCCCCUCCCCUUUUUUCAGUUACGCUGGUCGAAAUGCUGUCAGUUGAAUGUGUCUUGCAACCCAAAAGUGUGCAAACUAUGAAUUCACUGUCAUCACUCUGUAGCCUAUCAAAGCCCAAGAAAAAGCAUAAAGACAAACGACUUGUCCUGCCUGUUGUAAGAUUCUAUGAGAUUUUUCCUUUAAUGAACACCCCUUCAGGUAUUGUUGCUAUGUGGCCAGGUAUCAGAGUUGUCAUGCACCAUUUGUUUUUGAGGGUAGCACUGAUGACUAAAUUCAAUAUUGUUGUGGUUGUUGUGGGUUAAAAUAAACAAUAUAUAUUGGAUGAGGAUGGAUGAGGGGGAUACGUGCCCCCUCAGAUUCAAAGGGCAUAAUGCUACUGAUUAGGUAUAUUACUGUAUGGUCAAAAGGGACAACUAUAGUGUGUACAACAACCCAUCCCCGUAUGAACUACUGCUGAAUAUGACUGUGUUUUCCUUGCCCUAGCCUGGCUGUUGUUCUUUCUUGAGUAUGAGUAUGUUUUUGUUAAGAUAGUUCACACGAUUGUAUUUUGUUGUUGUUCAUGGAUAAAUCAGGUUUGAAAGUA
Molecule: messenger RNA, 3806 nt
Organism: Oncorhynchus nerka (sockeye salmon)
Lineage: Eukaryota; Metazoa; Chordata; Actinopteri; Salmoniformes; Salmonidae
Product: tropomodulin-1-like
Exons: 11
Coding region: 391-1593 (400 amino acids)
Biological process (GO): myofibril assembly; pointed-end actin filament capping; actin filament organization
Cellular component (GO): striated muscle thin filament; myofibril; cytoskeleton
Molecular function (GO): tropomyosin binding
Source: RefSeq, a predicted model, not a curated record